CUUCGUAAAGGUCUAUCGGGGGCAUUCAGGAUGUUUUCGAAUGUAGUCGUGUUCUUGUAGUUAUAUUAAAACACAAUCGGAUGAGUUGUUGAUCUUCUGUUUUAGUUUUUAAAUAGUAAACUACUGCCUUCUGUACGGGUAGAUGUCAACGAGCUCUGCCUUUUCGGUUUCCUCCCCGGAGCCGUUCUCAUCUCUCUCUCUCAACUAAGCGCGAGGGAGGAAAAUCAGCCUUCUGGUCUGGUCUGAGGUGACUAGAUGCAAAUAUUUACAGCGUGUUUUAACCAUUCGAAGAGGAUCAGGAGGGGGUGAAAGAACGAAAACAUAUCGGAUUUGGACUAAAUUAAUCAUUGUCACAUAUCACAGGAAAAAAGGAAUUAACCCAGCACUUCCAACUGUUUGGAUGCGGAUUUUCAGCUCGCUAAUGUCCCGUGAUAACGGCAGCAACCGGGUCUAUUUAUGAGUACGGGUUUUAUGCGCUGUCUUUUUAAAGUGUUAUAGCCUAUAUCUUUUUUUCCUUGCGGAUUUUCAAACCUAUCCUUGAAGCAGUGAGAGCUUUAGGGCAGGAGAGUGGGGACGUGUGGAGACGAUACUCCUCAACGACAAAGCACACAAGGAUUCUCUAGUCUUUUUACCCUGACGCCACCUGACAGAUUCGUUUUCCAAAGACAACCUUUAGAGUAAAAUUGUGUUAGAGAUACGAGGGGAAACGAUUCUGAAGCACCAUUCCAACGGAUGACAGAGAGCCAGGUGUGUGUAAUGUGUGGGAGUGUGUGAUGUUGAGAUCGGUUCCGAAGCUGGGUGGACACCACUAGACGACCUAACGCCUCUCUCACACCCCAACAUGGAGUAGAGCCCCACGUCUCUGGACAUCAAAGGUGGCAGUGACGAGGGGUAUCCCCGGGAGAGGACCCAUGAGGAGGCAUAGAAGAUGCUCGCAGCCUGGGCGCCUCUGCUCUUCUUAGCAAUGUGGGUGAGAAGCUCUAUCUGCGGCCCGCUCUCCUUCAGACUAGCUGCCAUCCUAGAUGACCCGAUGGAGUGCAGUCGUGGUGAGCGUCUAGCGAUCACUCUGGCCAAGGAGCAGAUCAACAGGUCCAGCAACCGCUCUACCACCGGCAAGCUGGAGGUGGACAUCUUUGAGCUGCUGAGAGACAGCGAAUAUGAGACGGGAGAGACUAUGUGCCAGAUCCUAUCCAAAGGGGUCGUGGCAGUACUGGGUCCCUCGGCCAGCCCUGCUUCCAACUCCAUCAUCAGCAAUAUCUGUGGAGAGAAAGAGGUGCCAUAUGUGAAAGUAGCCCCCGAGGACAUCCUGAAGGUGCAGUUCCCACGCUUCACCACGCUGGACCUGCGGCCGACCAACACGGACAUCAGCCUGGCCGUCGCUGGAAUACUCACCUUCUUCAACAGCACCACCGCCUGCCUCAUCUGCGCACAGGCCGACUGUCUGUUAAACCUGGAGCGGUUGCUGCGGCAGUUUCUGAUCUCCAAGGAGACGCUGUCGGUUCGGAUGCUGGACGACAGCCAGGACCCCACGCCGCUCCUGAAGGAGAUCCGUGACGACAAGACGGCCACCAUCAUCGUGGACGCCAACGCCACCAUGUCACACAUCAUCCUGGAGAGGGCAUCAGAGCUGGGAAUGCUGUCUGUCUAUUACACGUACAUCUUCACAUCACUGGAGUUCUCCAUGCUGCGGCUGGACGACGUGGCGGACCAGCGGGUCAACAUCCUGGGCUUCUCCGUCUUCAACCACACACACCCCUUCUUCCAGGACUUCCUGCUCAGUCUCAACCGCUCCUGGCAGGAGAACUGCGACCACGCGCCUUUCGCCGGAACCCCGCUCUCGUCAGCGCUGCUGUUCGACGCGGUACACGCUGUGGUGGCGGCGGUGCAGGAGUUGAACAGGAGCCAGAACGUGGGAGCAACGCAGCUCUCCUGCAAGUCCUCCAAGAUCUGGGAGCACGGGACCAGCCUCAUGAACUACCUGAGGAUGGUAGAACUGGAAGGUCUAACAGGCCACAUUGAGUUUAAUAGCAAAGGCCAGCGGUCCAACUACGCCCUCCGAAUCAUGCAGAAUGGCAAAGAUGGCCUAAGGCAGAUUGGACAGUGGCAUUCGGAGCAGGGGUUGUCCAUGGAGAGAAAGCUACCGUCAAUCAACGUGACCGACACGCUAUUCAACACUACACUUACUAUCACCACCAUCCUCGAGAAUCCAUACGUGAUGCUGCGUCCGAACCACCAGGAGAUGGAGGGAAAUGACCGGUACGAGGGCUUCUGUGUGGACAUGUUACGAGAGCUGGCGGACAUCCUCAAGUUCAACUACCGCAUCCGGCUCGUGGCCGAUGGCGUCUACGGCGUGUCGGGCGCCAACGGUACCUGGACGGGCAUGGUGGGCGAGCUCAUGACCAGGAAAGCAGACUUGGCUGUUGCUGGACUCACCAUUACUGCGGAGAGGGAGAAGGUCAUUGAUUUCUCCAAGCCCUUCAUGACCUUGGGGAUCAGCAUCAUGUAUCGGGUGCACAUAGGACGGAGACCUGGUUAUUUCUCCUUCCUGGACCCUUUCUCCCCCGGUGUUUGGCUCUUCAUGCUGUUGGCCUACCUGGCUGUCAGCUGCAUUCUCUUCCUGGUGGCCAGACUAACUCCGUAUGAGUGGUACAAUCCCCACCCCUGCCUGAAGGGGCGCUGUAGUCUGCUGAUUAACCAGUACUCCCUGGGCAACAGCUUCUGGUUUCCCGUGGGGGGGUUCAUGCAGCAGGGCUCCACCAUCGCCCCCCGAGCCCUCUCCACCAGAUGCGUCAGCGGCGUAUGGUGGGCGUUCACCCUGAUCAUCAUCUCCUCGUACACGGCCAACCUGGCGGCCUUCCUCACCGUGCAGCGCAUGGAGGUGCCCAUCGAGUCCGUCGAUGACCUCGCUGACCAGACCGCCAUUGAGUACGGCACCAUGCACGGAGGCUCCACCAUGACCUUCUUCCAGGUGUGUGUGUAUACCUUGAUCCAGGUGUGUGUGUGUGAGUGUGUGUGUGUGUGUGUGUUGUUUGUGAAGAGCACAGAAGAGGGCAUCGCCCGCGUGCUCAACUCCAACUACGCCUACCUGCUGGAGAGCACCAUGAGCGAAUACUACUACCAAGCGCCAACUGCAACCUCGCAUGGUCGAGGCCUGCUCGACACCAAGGGCUACGGCAUUGGCAUGCCAUUGGGGUCGGUGUACCGGGAUGAGUUUGACCUGGCCAUCCUGAAGCUGCAGGAGGACAACCGUCUGGAGAUCCUCAAGCGGAAGUGGUGGGACGGAGGCAAGUGUCCAAAGGAGGAGGACCAUCGAGCCAAAGGGUUGGGCAUGGAGAACAUCGGUGGGAUCUUCGUGGUGCUGGUGUGUGGUCUGCUGGUGGCCAUCUUCAUGGCCGUGCUGGAGUUUGUGUGGAUGCUUCGCCACGCGCCGGGCACUGAGCUGUCGGUGUGUGAGGAGAUGCUUCGUGAGCUCCAGGGCAUCGUCCUGUGCCGAGACAGCCUGCAGCAGCUCCGCCGUCGCCGUGGCGCCAGCAUGCUGCGGCCGCGCCCCCUGCCCCUGGACGAGCGUCGGGCACGCUCCGCCGCCGCUGCCGCCGCCGCUGCCGCCAGCCUGAGCAACGGCAAGCUGUGCGCGGGCACCGGGCUGCCCGAGCCCCUCUCCCACAGACUGGCGCAUGAGGCCGCCCUGGUUGCCCGCGGCUGCAGCCACAUCCGCAUAUGCCCCGAGUGCCGGCGGUUCCAGGGGCUCCGCGUGCGGCCGCCCGGGGUCUCCCCCGCACACAGCGAGGAGAGCUUAGAGUGGGAGAAGACCACCAACAGCAGCGAACCUGAAUAACAACACAGACAGACAAACACACACAUACAUACACACCUUCACAUGCUCACUCAAACACACACACACACACACACACACACACACCUACAUCUACCCACACACACACACACACACACACACACACACACACACACACAGACGUUCAGCUCUGCCCCAACUGGAAACUGACCCCAUGCUGGUGCAGGGGAGUGGGGCCGUUAUGUAGUCGUUGUCGUCGUUGUUGCUACAGUGCUGGCUGGUUCAAGCUGGAGAGACAGGACCUCCGCGGAGCGCCGCUGUUAUCUAAACGCAGCACUGUUGGACCGCAGGAGCACACACGUCUAGUGGAUAUACUCUUUUGCUACGGCACUCCUGUGUGGAAUAUCUGUAUGGAGAGCGCAGCACGGAGACUGGAGAAUUGUGGGAUAUAUGCACAGUGACAGGAGGAUAGUCUUUCUGCAGACUCCUUUCCCUUGUGUCGCUUCGUCAAACAUGACUCCAGGCUUGUUUUGGAAGGGCAUUGUACUAUGCAGUAAAUUUGUCUUUGAUUGUGUCGA
This is a messenger RNA of Alosa alosa (allis shad), 4371 nucleotides long. It is a transcript of the gene grik4, whose product is annotated as glutamate receptor, ionotropic, kainate 4. Gene Ontology annotation, cellular component: postsynaptic membrane; plasma membrane; presynaptic membrane. Gene Ontology annotation, molecular function: transmitter-gated monoatomic ion channel activity involved in regulation of postsynaptic membrane potential; kainate selective glutamate receptor activity. The record is from RefSeq and is a predicted model, not a curated record. NCBI's taxonomy places the organism in Eukaryota, Metazoa, Chordata, Actinopteri, Clupeiformes, Clupeidae. Gene Ontology annotation, biological process: synaptic transmission, glutamatergic; monoatomic ion transport; modulation of chemical synaptic transmission.